UAUUCUUUUAGCUAUAUUGAAUGCGAUAAUGGCGUUGCCGAAGAAAAAUUAUGUCCCGAUGGAUUACUGUUUAAUGCUAAUAGUAGUUUUUUCAAUUAUCCUUGUCAGUACCCUAACGAAGUUGAUUGUAGAGGAAGAAGUAGCGUUCAACCAGCUCAACCAACAGAAGAUUGUCCUCAUCAAUUCGGCCUUUAUAAAUAUGGGGAUGCAAGAAAUUGCGGUCAAUUUAAGAAUUGUGCAAACGGGAUAGCGUAUAUUAUUGAUUGCCCAGAAGGCCUUGCAUUCAAUGAAGAAACUUAUAAAUGCGACUGGCCAGAUCAAGUACCUUCUUGUGAUGCCGAAGCUUAUUUGGGAUUUUCAUGCCCAAACGCUCGCAAAAAUUUCAACGGAUUUGAAUUAGAAGAAGAGAAUCGGUUGUAUAGAUCGAGUACUGACUGCCAGCAGUACUUCUUGUGCUUUAAUGGUAGGCCACGAUUAUUGAGAUGUGGGGAAGACGAGGUCUUCAAUGAGGAAAUCAGUACGUGUGAAAAAAUAGAGAACAGUGGUAUUAGAUGUUCGCAAUUUAAUACCCGUUCACAAUCUGGAAACAAGCAGUCAGCAUCUUUUGGAAACCGGAGAGAUUCUUAUGAAAAUAAGGCACCACCAUCUACCAGAUUUCAAUCACUUUCAGCACAUUCGAAGAGUUCUUACAGCCAAAAAAGAUUUUAUUAAUUUACUUCAUUUAUAUAAUGAAUAGAUGUAUUGUAUAUUUGUACGAGUUAUGAUUAAAUACAAAGAAAAAAUAGA
Agrilus planipennis (emerald ash borer) is the source of this 786-nucleotide messenger RNA. RefSeq names its product protein obstructor-E. The annotation marks the transcript as partial. Gene Ontology annotation, cellular component: extracellular region. Lineage: Eukaryota; Metazoa; Arthropoda; Insecta; Coleoptera; Buprestidae. Gene Ontology annotation, molecular function: chitin binding. The record is from RefSeq and is a predicted model, not a curated record. The transcript has 3 exons.